This is a messenger RNA of Pogona vitticeps (central bearded dragon), 2344 nucleotides long. RefSeq lists its product as uncharacterized. NCBI's taxonomy places the organism in Eukaryota, Metazoa, Chordata, Lepidosauria, Squamata, Agamidae. The record is from RefSeq and is a predicted model, not a curated record. Gene Ontology annotation, molecular function: DNA-binding transcription factor activity, RNA polymerase II-specific; RNA polymerase II cis-regulatory region sequence-specific DNA binding. Gene Ontology annotation, biological process: regulation of transcription by RNA polymerase II.
CCUCUGCCAAGUGGGAUUUUGAAUUCCCCCCUUUCCAAGCAGCUGGGAAUCUGAUGUCUGGGGCCGGAGAGUUAAAGGAGCCGGAUCCAGAAACCAAAAUGGAGGAACAGGAGCCCGCUGGACCCGAAGCGCACAAGCGUUUGGAGGAGGGAGAGCGAGACCUCCACGUCAUCCAAAUCGGAGCCUCCGGGGAGCUGUUGGAAGGCUCCGUGGCCCCCCAGCAGUUUAAACGGGAGCCGGAAGACCAGUGCUGGGAGACCCAAUUGCAGGACUUUCUGAAGACCAUGCAGCCCAGCCGGUCAGCAUGGAGGCGCUCGCCGCCCCCUCCCUACACGGCAGGCGAAGACACCAAGUAUUUCCAGAGCUCCUUCAAGGGUGGAGAGGAAGGCGGUCGGUGGCCUAAGGUGCAGUGCGCCCAGAGCACGUCGGCCGUCGGCAGAGACGACAGCAAAGGCUACGAGAGCGGCCGGGAUUCGCCUGUGAAAGUCAAGGAGGAAGUCCUGGACGAGGAUCCGGCCAACGCUGAGAUGCGGAGGCAGCGGUUUCGUCUCUUCUGCUACGAGGAGGCCGAGGGACCCCGAGAGGCUUGCAACAAGCUCUGGGAACUCUGCCACCAGUGGCUGCAGCCAGAGACCCACACCAAAGAGCAGAUCCUGGAAUUCUUGAUCCUGGAGCAGUUCCUGACCGUCCUGCCCCCGGAGAUGCAGAGCUGGGUCCGGGAGCACAGCCCCGAGACCUGCACUCGGGCCGUUGCCCUGGCGGAACGUUUCCUUCAGGAUUCUGAGGAGCCCGAACAGAAGAUGCCAGGAUCUCUUAAUUCCCCCAAGUCAGACCAUUCUCCACCUGUUGUCUUGAAGAUGCAGCUCCCGCUAGAGGACAAGCAGGAGGAUGACUGGGAAGCUACCUUGUCUGGCAAUGAACAAGUGCAAGAUGAGGAGGAGGAGGAGGAAGAGUAUUUCCAAGCCGAAUCAGUGGGUGUUGGUGGUAUUUUGCUGGAAAGAGCCAAAGGGAAAUGUUUCCAGGACCUGGAAAUGGAUGAAAUGCCCGACAGCCAACAGGGACCAGAAGGUCACCAGGAGAAUCGUCCUGCAAAAGGGGCAAAACUUUGUCAGGAAGGCGACAGAGGUUCCUUCCAGGAGGGAACCCACAGGCACAAUGACUCAGGGGAAAGCUCCUGUCACAGUUUUGGCCAUCAGGAAGUGCAGCCGAUUGAGAAACCCCACAAAUGCUCCUUGUGUGAGGCAAGCUUCUACGAGAGAACCCACUUGGUUAUACACGAGAGGAUCCACACGGGUGAGAAGCCGUACAAAUGCUCUGUGUGCGAAACUUGGUUCUCGCACCCCUCGGAACUGAUGAGGCACGAGGAAACCCACAUGCCUGAGAAACCCCACAAAUGUGGGGUCUGUGGGAAAAGCUUCAAUCAGAAAGCCUCCCUUAUCACGCACGAGAGAACCCACACAGGAGAGAAACCGUACGAAUGCUCCGAGUGUGGGAAGAGCUUCAGCACCAGUUCCCAGCUUAUCACACAUAAAAGAGUCCACACGGGCGAGAAACCGUACAGUUGUUCAUACUGUGGCAAGAACUUCAAUCAGAAAGCCUCCCUGAUUACACACAAGAGAACCCAUACGGGGGAGAAACCGUACGAGUGCACGCUCUGUGGGAAAAGCUUCAGCGCUUGCUCCCAGAUUAUCAAUCACAUAAGGGUCCACACGGGAGAGAAGCCCUACGAAUGUUUAGAGUGCGGGAAGCGCUUCGGUAGUAGCUCCCACCUCACGGAUCAUAAGCGAACCCACACGGGCGAGAAGCCGUACAAGUGCUCCGACUGUGGGAAGAACUUCAGCCGAAGUUCCAACCUUACAGCGCAUAGCCGUAUCCACACAGGAGAGAAGCCAUAUAUAUGCUCAGGUUGCGGCAAGAGCUUCAGGCAGAAAGCGUCGCUCAUUACACACAAGAGAACCCACACGGGCGAGAAACCCUUUGAAUGCUCCGAGUGCGGGAAGAGCUUCAUUUCGAGCUCCCGGCUCGUCAGCCAUAAACGGGUGCACACGGGGGAGAAGCCCUACGAGUGCUUAGAGUGUGGGAAAUGCUUCAUUUCCAGCUCUCACCUUCUAAGUCAUAAAAGAGUCCACACAGGAGAGGAGCCAUAUAAGUGCUCGUAGAGUUGGCGAGGUCACUGUCACAAGGCUGCCCCUAUCCAGUGUUGGUGGCACCUACUCCUGGGCCGGGCAUCCUGUACUCUAGGGAUGGCUUCGCUCCUAUAAUCUUGAGGGCCAUUUUAUUUUCUAGAUGUCAUAUGACAGCACAGAACCUAUCUAAGUGUUUAAACAAGCAAGCAAAUGACCAU